AUCUGGAGCAAGUAGCAGCCGACGCUCGACAUCUUAUAAAUAUGCACUGCAGAGAAUGAUUUUCAAGCACAACACAGUGACUCCGACGCACUUUCCAUCAGCGGCUUGUACGUUUGAGAGUAAACUUGGAGCUUCGUGAGACAACCGAAAAAGGCAAGCAUGAUGGUCGUGAAACCUUUGGUAGCCGCCAUUUUGAUGGCAUCAUAUGCUGUAGCGAUUCCAUACGAUACAGCAGGCUGCGACUUCAUUGGAGUCGACCUGGAUGGUGCCCUGGACAAAGUUCUUGGUAAUCUUCCUCCGUACCACACGCCAGAUCCUCGGGGAUAUCGGAAGGCUUUCCCGGGUCUCGAAACUGGCCCACUAAGCGUAGCUGGUCUUGACAAGGUCCGCCGAUUUGGAGCGAUCCACCCCUACUGUGUCAACGGCACUCUGCUAAUGAGUGUGGAUGUCGUCGCCAACAAAGGCGAUGCUUCCCUGUCGCUGCCGUGGAGGGCCUGCUCGGGACAAGAAGGCACGCUGAUGGUGCGGGCCGGAUUAUCGCGAUUUACGCUCGUGUUCCGUGUCGUAACUGGAGGAUCGAACAACAAUGUCAGUCUGGCUUACGAAGGGCCACUUAUCCCCGUGACUACCAUUGACCCACACAUAGAUAUCUUUGGCGUUGGUCGUGAAAUAAGCAUAGCUACCACGACGCUCAGCAAGCUCUUGCCGGCGAUGACUGAAGGAGUGUGGAAUGACUACUUCUUCACUUAUUUCCGCGGGGCCCUUCGUCAAGCCCUGCGCGAAGCCUUUGAGUAACGGGAACUUGCGUUCCGUACGUUCUUUACAAUUAGUGAAUUCUCUGUCCUCAAAAUAUUCUCGAGCUUUGGUUGAGAAAUAAACUUUUGUGCACCACAUCCCAUUUUGUUCUUUUUUC
Messenger RNA from Dermacentor silvarum, 913 nucleotides. RefSeq lists its product as uncharacterized. NCBI's taxonomy places the organism in Eukaryota, Metazoa, Arthropoda, Arachnida, Ixodida, Ixodidae. The record is from RefSeq and is a predicted model, not a curated record. The transcript has 3 exons. Bases 160 to 795 code for a protein of 211 amino acids.